CAGAUUAAUCGAAUCCCCUCAAUGCAAUGAACGGGACGGCCGUGCUCGAAGAAGUGGUGGCAGAGUAAAAUCGAUCAGCUCUCGGUUUUGUUUCUAAAGAUUGGUGUCAGCGUAAAGUCAGUCCAAGUUUUUGGUGUUUAUUUGCAAGUUACGGUGGGACUCAAACAACAUAGGAGGGGAACUGAAAAUGGAGGUAGAAAAGGAAAUAAAGAAGAUGAGCCUGGGCCACGAGAUUGGUGCUGGAGCCGCAUGCCUGAAAUGCAAGGACAAAUGCGAGGGGUUCGAGCUGCACUUCUGGAGAAAAAUCUGCCGGAACUGUAAGUGUGGCCUGGCGGACCACGAUGUUCAGAUGAACUCUGAGGAUAACAGGAAGGUUGGCAAGCUGUUUGAGGACACCAAGUACACGGGUCUCGUCGCCAAGCUCAAGACAGACAGCGUCCCCACAUGCAAGGACAACCAGGUCACCUUCUCCAUCUCCGCCAGCCCCAUGUCAGCCACCACUGUACCAAACAGUCCCCACACUGUGCCAGCCAAUGCUGGCUAUGGUGCUGGGGCCAGGGCUGGGGCCGGAGCUGGGUCUGGUGCUAGGAAUGGUGCUGGGGCUGGGGCUGGGGCCGGUUAUGGGGCCAGUGCUUGGGCCAGUGCUGGGCCCGCUACCAUGCCCAAACCAGGGGCAAUCAGACCCAAUGCUGUGUCAGCCAAUGUCGUGCCAGUAAGGAAGGAUGCCGUGCCCAUGAAAUCUGUCACCUACGAGUGGGCACCACCAGGGGUCAAACAGUAUAUGGCGGUCCGCUACAUUGAGCUCCUGCCCCCAGAGAGGCGUCCCAUAGCGGGCACAGAGGGUGCAGCCUACCGCCGGCAACAGAUGGCAGUGCAGCUACCGGAGCAUGACCAGGACCCGGCCAAGUGCCACGAGCUGACCCCCGCAGAGGUCAAAGAGAUGCAGCAGUUCGUCCGCAAGUACAAGGACGAGGCCCUGGGAGUGGGAGACAUCAAGCUGCCUGGGGAGAUGAUGAUGGGACAGUGUCUGGGUCAAGAGAGAGGUCCAGGACAGAGAGCACCAGGGAUGGGAGAAACAGUGAUGGGAGAACCAGAGAUGGGAGCACCAGGGAUGGCAGAACACCAAGGGAUGGCAAGAGCCCCAGGUCGUGGGUCAAGUAUUGGCUAUGGGUCUGCCCUGGCUGAUGGCCCUAGGGCUGGAGUUAGGCCUGGGGCUGGGGGAGCCUUUGGGCCUGGUCGUCGGUCUAGACCCGGGGCUGGGGGUGCACUCGGGCCAGCAGGACCAGUUCAGCCUAGGAUGGGGGCUAAGGGUUACCCUGGGGCAGGAAAGGGUGCACCAGAAGACAUGGGUACUGCUGCAACUGCUACCGCUGGGGAAAUGGGCACUCCGGGAGCCCCUGGAGCUUACCUGGCUGAGCCCUAUGGACAGUACUCGUGCCACCAGUGCCAGCUGCCCAUGCGUCAGGGUGAGCCUGCGGUGUACGCAGAGCGUGCUGGCUACGACAAGCUGUGGCAUCCGGCCUGCUUUGUGUGCUGUACCUGCUCAGAGCUCCUGGUGGACAUGAUCUACUUCUGGAAGAAGGGACAGCUCUACUGCGGACGCCACUACGGAGACAGUGAGAAGCCCCGCUGUGGAGGCUGUGACGAGCUGAUCUUCAGUAAUGAGUACACACAGGCCGAGGACCAGAACUGGCACCUGAAACACUUCUGCUGCUUCAACUGUGACUGUGUUCUGGCUGGAGAGACCUACGUUAUGGAGAACAACAAGCCUGUCUGCAAGCCCUGCUACAUGAAGAGCCACGCAGUGGUAUGUACGGCCUGUCAGAACCCAAUGGAGCCCGAGGCCCAGCGUGUAUCUUACGGGGAGUUCCACUGGCACGCUGAGCCCCAGUGCUUCCAGUGCUCCUGCUGUGCUAAGUGUCUCAUUGGAGAGCGCUUUAUGGCCAUACAGGGCAUGCUCUUCUGCUCUGUCGAGUGCAAGAAGAAGACCAUUACCUAAGAAGAAGACUAUGACCCAGAGCAGCGCACCACAGCUAAACCUGACAACAAAAUUAUUAAAGUCUAUUCAAACAAUGGUCAUUUCCCUUGACCACAAACAACGUGUUUCAGUCUACAACUGAUUCUUGCUCAGAUCACAAUCAACUCUGCUCCUGAUGACAACCAACCCCAGUCCUCUGCUAAUUUUAGUUUUCACUAUGCUUAUUUCCGCUCAAGACUGCAACCAAUCAUCUGAAUAACAGUUGGGACUUGUGCUUUCCUCAAUAAUGCCUAACCAAGAUUUCAGUUUCCAAAGUCAGGCCCUUGGGAACCAAAUACUGCCUUAAAUAAUAAUAAAUAAAUAAUAAUAUGCCAUU
Molecule: messenger RNA, 2354 nt
Organism: Coregonus clupeaformis (lake whitefish)
Lineage: Eukaryota; Metazoa; Chordata; Actinopteri; Salmoniformes; Salmonidae
Product: testin
Exons: 7
Coding region: 188-1999 (603 amino acids)
Molecular function (GO): zinc ion binding
Source: RefSeq, a predicted model, not a curated record